AUGUUGCAGACAGCAUGGCAGCCUCCAUAGAAAGGCAGCGUUAAUGUUACAUAGCAGGAGUUCAGGGAUUUCAACAAAGGUCUUCGUCCAUUGGUAGAUACAGCUCUGCUCUACAAAUAAAGACAUUUUUUGUUCUCCGCAAAAAUUGUAAGUAUAUAUAUGUAACGUUUUAUUUUGCUCAGGUGGUUGGAUUACUGUGCUAGACGUAUAUAUGCUUUGAAAGGGAAAUGCAAGCUUGUUUGAGUCAAUGUAAAGAUAGAUGACUUUCUGAAACUAACACUUAAUGAUGACUUAAACAAGACUGUCACACAACAAUGAGCUGUUUACUGUCCUACCCACGUGAAAAACUCCCUCAGUUUUGCCCCACACAAGUGUUACUCAUUAGAACACGCACGGAAAUGAUCAAAUAUUACAGUAAAAGUUUAUGCAUAUUUAUUGACAACCUCAUCAGCUGAUGACCGUAAUCUUCUCGAAAUUGAGGAAGACCGCACUGUAGGGGAGAGUGGGGUAAGUUAAGCAACCCCCUGUUGCUUGGAAAUGGUAAAAGAAAUUGAUCAUGUGACCAAAUAUUUAGUAGAUGGGCAUCAAUUCAUGGAGUCUGUGAAGGUUAGAAGCACAUGGGUGAAGGGGUUAGACAUUAAUUUCCAAAAAUAAAAAAAAACAUUCCAACACAUUCAAUGUUGCAUCACAAAAAUGUUUGUCAUUAAAAACACGCACGGAAAUGAUCAAAUAUUACGAUAAUGUUUUAUUCACAAUUUAUUGACAACCUCAUCAACUGAUGACUGUUAUCUUCUUGAAAUUGAGGUAGACCACACUGUAUUUUUUUUAAAUUCCUUUUUGUUCUUCAAAAAUGCAGUGAAUCUGUCAAGAAAACUAUCAAUUUGUGUAGUUUCUUAAUAAGUCUGGACUCAGGUGAGACAGAUUUUAAGGGGGGUUGCUAAAUCCUUUGUGUCACAAACCAAAAUCAAAGUAUUAAUUUGAGUCUCUGUAAAGGGGUUAAUCACUGCCGUGUUCCCAUGAAAAAACCCUCAAAUAUCUGAUAAUAUGACUCUCACUCCACAGGUGCGCAUCUUACAUGUUGACCAAGAAGCUCCCCCUUCUCCAGAGUUCCCUGGUUCGGGUUUCCAGGUGUGCCAGUCACCUUGCCCAACAGCAGUAUGAUGUCAUUGUUGUGGGUGGGGGUCACGCUGGGACAGAGGCUGCAGCAGCAGCAGCCCGGGUGGGAGCGAAGACACUGCUGGUCACACAAAAAAUUCACACCAUUGGUAAGAGGAUGGGAUUCAUUUGCUCCCAGGGAUCAUUAAUUAUCACGGUAAACCUUUAAACCUCCUUCUUUCCCUCUUAGGUGCCCUGUCCUGUAACCCCUCUCUGGGUGGGGUAGGAAAGGGCCAGCUGGUGAAAGAAGUAGAUGCCCUGGAUGGUUUAUGUGGUCGAGCAGGAGACUGGGCUGGGAUCCAUUUCUCCAUUCUGAAUCGUAGAAAGGGCCCUGCUGUGUGGGGCCCGAGGGCCCAGCUGGACCGCCAGCGCUAUAGAGAAUUUAUUCAGGUAUCUUGAAUACACACGUUGGAUAGUUUGAAACUGAACUAAAGAUGAAUAACUGACAUUAACUGUGUGUGGCUGCUGUUUGUCAUUCAGGCGGAGCUGCUGUCCACUCCCAGGCUGACAGUGGUGGAGGGCUCAGUGGAGGAUCUGCUGGUGUCAGAGCCAAACCCUGAGGAGCCAGGCCAGCACAAGAUCACAGGGAUACGUUUGGGUAUGGAUCAAAUCAAAACAGACAGUCAAUAAUGAUCUUUUGGUAAAUUUAGUUUUGAAACAGAGACAUGCCUAUAAAUCAUGGCUAGUGUUUUUACCAGUUUAAAAUGUUUUUGACUGAAUCUGCUGAGUGACAUUUAAAUGACUGCUUUUGUGUUUCACUCACUUUUGCAAAAUGCACCUUUAAUUAUUUCUGACAUAACUCAAUAACCUUUUUCCACUUUUUUCUCAGCAAACAGAAGCCACCAGAUCCCAGCCCAUUCUGUGGUUCUUACAACUGGUACCUUUUUGUCGGGCGCUUUAUUCGUGGGCCAAACCACAUCCCCUGGGGGUCGGAUUGGAGAUGCCCCUUCGUGCUCUGGGCUGUCAGACACGCUGAGGAGGAGGCUCGGGCUCAGGAUCGGCAGACUGAGGACUGGGACGCCCCCUAGGAUUGUGAAAGAUUCAGUUGAUUUUAAUCUGGCUACUUCUCACCCUCCUGACCCUCAACCAACUCCGUUCAGCUUCCUCAAUACUCACACACACUGCAAGGUGAAACAUUCAUUCCCAGUCUCUUUCCAAGUGUUUAGGUUUUUUUCUGCUCACAGUGAUGUAAAAGUUGCUGAAUUUGACAUUUGCAAACAUUAAAAUAACAAUUGUUGAAUAUUUUGCUUGUUCUGUAACAAUAGGGUCAAAAUGGUACAAGUUAUGUGAACUGAUUUAAAAUGAACAGUGUUUUCAGAGCUGUUAUAUGUGAAGAUCUACAUGGGUCUAAAAGUUUACCAUGAUAACCUUUAUUUUCAGCACCUCUAACCAAUAAUGUAAACUUCCUCCUUUUUUAGCCUGAGGAGCAGCUACUUUGCUACCUGACCUUAACAACACCUGGAGUAGAAAGAGUGGUGCAGGAGAGUCUUCAUCUCAACUGUCAUAUACAGCAAGACACCAAGGGUCCCAGGUACACACGCGCGCACACGCAAAACACAAGCGUGAGAAAUUGUACAAAGUUAGCUUUGAAACUCUCUUUCUUUGACUCUAACAGGUACUGCCCCUCCAUCGAGUCAAGAGUUCUGCGUUUCCCAGGCAGACAGCACCAGGUGUGGCUGGAACCUGAAGGGCUGACCUCUGACCUCGUGUACCCUCAGGGCCUCUCCAUGACGAUGCCCCCUGACAUGCAGCUCCAGCUCAUCAGAGAAAUCCCCCCUCUGCACAGAGCUGAGAUCCACACACCUGGUACACUGAAUAAGUCUUGUUUAUCUUACACAGUAGUUAUAUUCUUGUUGAUAAUAAUGCAUCAGAUUUCAUAUAGCGCUUUAUCAGAGACCCUCAAAGCGCUUUACAUUUGAUACAUCAUUCAUUCGCUCACACAGUCACACCUUGGUGGUGGUAAACUACCGUUGUAGUCACAGCUGUCCUGAGGCAGACUGAUAGAAACGUGGCUACCAGUUUGCGUCUACUGCCUCUUCGACCACCACCACACAACACUCACAUUCAUACACCAGUGAAGGACACACAUUGGGAACAUGGUGGGUUAAGUGUCCUGCCCAAGGACACAACAGACAGACUGUACUUCCUGAGCCAAUGCUGCCCCAUAUGUAAAGAGGAAGUAAGAAGAUCUGAAGGUUAAUAGUUUUCUGAUUGGGUCUUUUUUUCCUCCAGGUUAUGGUGUUCAGUAUGACUUUGUGUGUCCUACUCAGCUGAGUCCUGCCCUCCAGGUGAAAAGCACUCAGGGUCUUUUCCUGGCUGGUCAGAUCAAUGGCACAACAGGAUACGAGGAGGCAGCUGCACAGGUUGGUGCAUCUUCACAUUUACACUUAAUAGUCUUUAUGAGUCAGUGAGAAAAGUUAAUGUCAAAUUGUUUCUGUCCUCCCAGGGUCUGUGGGCGGGCGUGAACGCUGCUCGUCAGGCCCUCUCUAUGCCCACACUCUCACUAUCACGGACGGAGAGUUAUAUCGGAGUUCUCAUCGAUGAUCUAGUAACUCGGGGAGUCACAGAGCCAUACCGUAUGUUCACCAGCAGGGCUGAGUUUCGAGCCUCUUUGAGGCCAGACAACGCAGACCUCCGCCUCACUCUAAAAGGUGAGUACAGUUUGAAGGUGUUUGCUUUCUUCAUUGUGUUUUGUUUUUGUCUGCUUGGUGUCCAUGCUUGAAAAUCCUUCUAAAAAUCGUGUAGACUCAAGAGAGGUCCUACGCAUUGUUUUUUCAGGGUUUGAGGAGGUGGGAUGUGUGUCCCCCUUCCGCUACCAGGAGGCUGUGAGAGUGAGGGACGCCCUGCAUGAUGCUUUGGCAGCUCUGCAGGCUCUCGAACUGUCAGCCUCAAACUGGAGGAAAAAAUUCCCAGACAUCCGUAUAAGUGAGGCCAAGAGGAACAUGCUGACGUGAGUGGUUGUUUUGAAAGUACAGUGAGAGUUUUAUUUAUGGUUGACUUUUGGUCCUUACAGUUGCUGUGACUUCCUUUUCAGAGGUGGAGAUCUGCUGCAGUACAAGGAUAUCACCUUUGAAAUGUUGGCGUCUGUCUUCCCAGAGUGCUUAUCGCCUUACAUGGAGUUUGCACAGAGACUCAAAAUAGAGGGUAAAAUCUGAGUUUCAUUUCACCUGCAUUUCAUUUCUGUUACAAUAAUACAAUAUCACAACAAUUCACUGGAGCUGAUUAUUUCAAUAAACAUGGUGCUUCCUGGUUUUCUAGCUGUGUACCGACCUCACUGUGACCUCCAGAAAACAGAGAUUGAAAGAAUUCAGAGAGAGGAAAACAUGGCCCUUCCACAGGAUUUGGACUAUUUCUCUCUGCCAGUGUCACUGUCCAAGGAAGUGAGAGAGAUUUUGGACCGAGUUCGACCCAGCACUGUGAGUAUAAACAAGCAGCUUUAACAACCCUAUUUAUGAGAGAAAAGUCUUUGAGUUAAUUUGGUUGUUAUGUAAAAAAAAAAUAAACAUGCAGCCACUUCUAUGCUUUAUCUUUCAGUUGGGUGCUGCAACACGUCUGCAGGGUAUAACUCCAGCUGCAAUAGUUCAUCUCCUUAACUAUGUAGGACCCGGGAAACGGAAGGAAAGGUUGCGCAGAAACAAAAAGGACCAAAAAGAGGAGACAGAUGAGGAGCUGUGUGCGAGAAAUGCAUCUUUACCUCAGUGAGACGAUGACUCAUUGAAUUUUCCUGUAAAAGUCUCUUUAUUUAUAAAGUGUACAAAAGAAUAAAUAAAUGUAGCUUCUAUUUUAAUGCUGUACAAGUUUAAAAAUAAAACCAGCUGCUGAAA
This is a messenger RNA of Xyrichtys novacula (pearly razorfish), 4979 nucleotides long. The record is from the annotation of a GenBank genome assembly. Lineage: Eukaryota; Metazoa; Chordata; Actinopteri; Labriformes; Labridae.